Messenger RNA from Crotalus tigris (Tiger rattlesnake), 1395 nucleotides. RefSeq names its product insulinoma-associated protein 1-like. Gene Ontology annotation, biological process: neuron differentiation; regulation of cell cycle process; negative regulation of transcription by RNA polymerase II. Bases 330 to 1256 code for a protein of 308 amino acids. NCBI's taxonomy places the organism in Eukaryota, Metazoa, Chordata, Lepidosauria, Squamata, Viperidae. Gene Ontology annotation, cellular component: nucleus; transcription repressor complex. The record is from RefSeq and is a predicted model, not a curated record. Gene Ontology annotation, molecular function: RNA polymerase II cis-regulatory region sequence-specific DNA binding; DNA-binding transcription repressor activity, RNA polymerase II-specific. The transcript has 2 exons.
UCCCUCUUAUUGGAUUUCGAAAGUGCCACAGGUGGCAUGCAGAGCCGUUCCUGCCUCCCUCCUCUUUGCGCAUGCGCAGCUUUUUUCUAUAUAAACUAAGGAAGUUUCAGUUUCGGAGCACGUGGCAGAAAGCAAGAGAGAACAAGCAGCAGAAAGCAAGAGAGUCCUCCACCACCACCGCCAUUUCUGUUUCUCCCGCUUGGCUUGGCUGACGGAGGGAAGGCGGGGUGGUCGAAGAAGGACCAGCUGGAUGCUAGAACCGCGCUUGCCGCUCAGAGACUGAGGCAGCAGCAUCACCAGCCGCAGACGCCUUCCGGAGCUGCCCGAGGAUGCCCCGGUGCUUUUUGCUGAAGAGGAGUCUCAGACCUAUGCCCAUCUCUUACUGGACGCGUUGCUCCUGCUACCCGGCCGCUGGGUUGAAAGGAGGAGAUCUGGUGCAGCUCUUGGUUCCUCCACCUUUUCCCGCCCCUCAUUUCCCCAGCGCGGCUUCUGCCUCGGAAUCCGCCGAAGUGGCGCUUCUGCCUGCGCCCGCGGUGCCGCAGUUUGGGACACCGGAGAGCCCCUCUUCGCCGGCGCCACUGCACAGUCCAGUGCAAGCGGUGAGCAAGGAAUGUAGCCUCCACCUGGCCUUGCCCGUCUCAGCCGAGUCCUUCCCGGCUCCAGAACCAUUACUCUUGGGCCCUGGAGGAGACCUCAAGCUUUGGGCAUACGUUGCCGGUGCACCGACCAAGGCCAAGCCUGUUCCGGAGGAGACUGCCAAGGGAGGGGGUGGCGGCAGCGGCAACAGUAGUAGCAGCAGCGAGCAGGAUACGCCGAGUCCCAGGAGCAGUGGGGGUGGCAGCAGCAGAGAACCGGAGGCUGCCAGAGCCGAGGAAUUCACCUGCCCGCAUUGCGCCAAGUGCUUCCGACGUCAGAGCGCCCUGCGCAAGCACCUGCCGCUCCACCACAAGCCCCUUGACGGCUUGUCCCAGGCUUGCCCGCUUCCCAAGGCCCAUCUGGAAGAGGUGGCCCCGGACGGCCACAGCCCGCUGAGCUUGUCCGGGGAGUGCCACUUCUGCCCAGUGUGCAGGGAGACCUUCCCCAGUAAGAGCGGUCAGGAGCGUCACCUGCGCAUUCUCCAUGCUGCCCAGGCCUUCCCCUGCAAAUACUGCCCAGCAACAUUUUACAGCUCGCCAGGCCUCACCCGCCACAUCAACAAAUGCCACCCCUCAGAGAACCGGCAGGUCAUCUUGCUCCAGGUCCCCGUGCGGGUGUGAGAGGGCAGCCGGCGGUUCCAAGGCGUGCGGAUCCUCCUCACAGCUUCCAAGGCCCCGGAUGUGCCGCUGCUUGGCUCUCCACCAGAGCCUCCUCGGGCAAUUGUGCGGAGCUGCUUGUGCAUCCUUGGCAGCGCCUCCC